CAGUCUGUGUACACAUGAUACUGUCCUAGUUACUUGAGCGAUGUCCCUUCUCACACUGUCGCACUCUCUCGACGAGUCCAGACACACUCAGCGAUCCUCUUCUUCAGCAGUCAGAACCUGUACUCGGCUUCAUCAUCUGAAGUAAAGGACUUCUCUUCUUCAACAACCUCCUCUGGUUGGACUUCAGUGUCUCUUGACUGGACUGAAUACCGUGGAGCUCCAGUUCCUGCCUGUUGCUUCUUCUGUCUCUCAACGCUACAGUGCUCGGCGGGAGGAAAGAGACUGCUGACCCGCCAUGUUUCUCGCACUAGUGGUGACGCCGGAGCUGAGGGAGUUCCUGGCCAGGGCGAGAGGAGGAGCAGUGCGCCUCAUCAAGGUGCGCAUCCAAGACGAGCAGCUGGUGCUCGGGGCCUUCAGAGAGCCGGAGAAGAACUGGGAACAGGAUUAUGAUCACUUCAUGCUUCCUCUCCUGGACGACCAGGAGCCCUGCUACAUCCUAUACCGCCUCGACUCCCAGAAUGCACAGGGCUACGAGUGGAUCUUCAUAUCGUGGUCUCCCGACCAGUCUCCGGUUAAACAAAAGAUGUUGUAUGCUGCCACCCGUGCCACACUGAAGAAAGAGUUUGGCGGUGGCCAUGUGAAGUAUGAGGUGUUUGGCACAGCUGAGGAGGACAUCUGUUUGCUGGGCUACCAGCGUCAUGUGUCAUCCUGCUCAGGUCCUGCCCCGCUGACGUUAGCCGAGCAGGAGCUCCAGAGGAUCAAAAUCACAGAGGGCCUGGUUAAACAGGUGAAGACAGAGAUCAGCGUGGAGAGCAAGCACCAGACGCUUCAGGGCCUCGCUUUCCCCCUGCAGGAGACAGCCAAAAGAGCCCUGCAGCAACUGUCCCAAAAACGCAUCAACUACAUACAACUGAGGUUGGAUGUAGUGAAGGAGAUCAUAGAGCUGGUCCACUCCAACCCGACAGAAACUCGUGAAUUGCCCCGCAGAGUUCCCAAAGACACUCCCAGAUACCACUUCUUCCUUUACAAACACUCCCACGAAGGAGACUACUUGGAAUCUGUCGUGUUCGUAUACUCCAUGCCAGGAUACAGCUGUAGCAUUAAGGAGCGGAUGUUGUAUUCCAGCUGCAAGAGUCGACUACUGGAGGACGUGGAGAAAGAUUACCACUUGGAAGUUGCUAAAAAGUUGGAGAUUGAAAAUGGAGAUGAACUGACGGAGGACUUUCUGUAUGACGAGGUCCAUCCCAAGCAGCACGCUCACAAACAGGCCUUCGCUAAGCCCCGCGGCCCAGCAGGGAAAAGGGGACACAAGCGCCUCAUUAAGGGGACAGGAGAGACCAGACAGGACAGCUAGAGGCGGACAUAUGUCUCUCAUAUAGUCCAGUCUGCCGUUCCAGCCCCCACACAUUUCCCCAGACCCACUAACACCUCGUCAGGCUCAGAGGAACGAGCAUAGUGAUGGAUUUCCUCGGCUGUUUAAACACUUGUGUAAUAUAACUAAUAUGUUUUUGAUGGAAAAUAUGCUGAUAAAUUAUCUGCCUCUCCAACAGACAAAUCAGGUCUUACAUGCAAAUAAAUAUAAGGACAUUUAUAUAUAACAUAUCUAAAAAACAUAACACAAAUCACUCAUGUUUAUUGAUAACUUCCUCCAUUAAAAAAAAAAAAAAAAAGAGUCAGGCUGAGAUCCUGACAGAUGGCCUUGUUAUUGUGAAGAUCAUCUGUUUUUUUUCCAUGCUUAUAAAAAUACAUCUGCAGUUUACAAUAUAAUAGACUUGUAAUGAAUUGUAAAUGUUUAGUCAGACGUUUCAGUCCUCAUGUCUGGCUUUCAAUAAAAGUUUUGUAUCAACACUGUUUGUAAAACACUAUGAAAGGAAGUUCCAAAUAAAUUUUGUUUAUACUGUGGUGUUAUAAAUAUUCAUGGUACAGAUUUGCGUAUUUUUAUUAAGCGUGCAUCGUUUCAUGCAUGUUAAUACUUCCUGUCACAUGUCUGUAAAUAUCCAACAUGGUUUGGAUUUGUUUGUGGCCUGUAAUGUUGAAAUAAACAAGGGAUAAUUA
Molecule: messenger RNA, 2055 nt
Organism: Sebastes umbrosus (honeycomb rockfish)
Lineage: Eukaryota; Metazoa; Chordata; Actinopteri; Perciformes; Sebastidae
Product: twinfilin-2
Exons: 9
Coding region: 296-1354 (352 amino acids)
Biological process (GO): actin filament depolymerization; barbed-end actin filament capping; positive regulation of neuron projection development
Cellular component (GO): cytoplasm; myofibril; actin filament
Molecular function (GO): actin monomer binding; actin filament binding
Source: RefSeq, a predicted model, not a curated record